CCAUGCAAAACACAGAUUUUCUUAUGGAACGGAAUUGCCUCAACUUCAAACAGCCUGUGAAAACCUGUGCAAAGCAAUUUGGGACUGGUACUUAUCCUAUGGAGGCAAAAUACAUGACACCAGAUAUGGAGGAACUGUGGGACCUGUUUUCCUGCUGCAAAUGAGGUUAUGCAUCACUGCCACCUUAUCUUGCACCUUAACCACAGACCUACAGUUCGUACCACCAUGUUGUCAUUAGUACUCAAUUCUCUGUAUAACUUCACUUCCUGGAAUAUCAGUGACAUGGAAACAAAGCCAGAGCAGAUGACAGAACAGUGGCUGUUCCCUUCUGCUUAUCAAUCUCUUAAGAUUGGUAUCAUAACAACCCUUGGAUGCCUUAUUAUCCUGGGGAACGCCUUUGUACUUCUUGUCAUUGCCUCUUCUGUUUCUGGCUGGUCCCGCAACAGUCGCUACAUUCUUAUUUCCUUAACUGGCACAGAUGUUACAUUAGCCGUAAUAGUGGUGCCUCUCAAUCUCUAUGGAAGCCUGGCUCUAGAGCCUAGUGGGGACGAUGUGGAGUCCCCAAUUGGGCCUUAUUGUCACAUAGUGGCUUUCAUCAACUCCUCUGUGUUUGCUUCUUCAAUCUACUCCUUGUCCAUUAUCAGCCUGGAGCGCUACAUAGCUGUAUUCUACCCACUGAGCUACAACCGUGUCAUGAGCCGUAGGAGGGUCAAAAUGCUAAUUGCUUCUGCAUGGCUGUUGCCACCCAUCUUUCUUUGCCCGAUUUCUAUCCCUAGUGGUACAGUAAUAAAUGUUUACUUUUCCAGAGCCUCACUUAUUUGUAAUCCUGACUAUGCCAGUAAUGUUCCUUACUCUGUCAUACUCACUGCAGUCAUCUUUUUCCCUUGCUCUGUUAUUGUCACCUUUGCCAACUUAAGACUAUGGCUGGUAGCAAGGAAACAAAAUAGACGGAUGAGUAUUGGCUGGCCUGGGAGAAUACAGAGGCCAACCAUACCCACUGUGUCUGGGAAUCUAGCAGAGAAGAAUAAAAAUACGACCAGUAAAGACAUGUGGCUAAGAAGAGAUACAAGAGACUGUAGCCCAAGUAGGGGAGAUCCUGCUUCCAGAGUGCUUAUUCCUGUUGUCAUUGUCUUUUACACUUGCUGGGCACCAUGCAUGGUUACCAUCCUAUAUAACGCUAUCACUCAGGAGCGUGUACCAGAGUGGGUGGAGUUUGCAGCACUGUGGCUUCCCAGUGGCAAUGGUUUCCUAAACUGCUUUGUCUACUUCUGGAUCAACAGAAGCUUUCGACACAAGUUCCAGAAGCUGGGUCAGAAAUUGUGCCUUUGGCAAUGUUGUAGCCCCCCCAAAAAAGGGCGAAUAAAAAUUGUUGUCAUGAAUGGUGCUGUAGACUAUCCCAGGAUUAAUGAGACCUUUUCCUUGCAGGAGAGGUCAUGUAGUCUCUCCUCCACCUGCAUGUUGCUUCAGCAAGCCACGGACACUAAUGUAUGAACCACAGGAAAUGAGAGGGCUUUUAUUUAUGUUGCUUGUUUAACAAAUUAUUGACCUAAUAAUGCAUUUUAACUAUUGAAUGCCUCCUCCAGAGUAAUGUAAAAUAUUAGCAUCCAUGCAGUUACUUACACCUGUGAAGCAAAAAAUCUACACAUAUUUAGCACUUUACAAUGAUCUGCCAAUUGGAAGCUUUACAAUUGAAUUGGGGCCCAAGAACAGUAUAAGGAAAUAUGUGAAUGGACAAAUUGGAUUUUUUUUCUUUGACUUGCAGGACUUUUAUAUCAUUCUUAACAGAAUCAGGAACAUACUGAUCUCGCCAAUCCUAGAACUAUUUUUUCAUAACAGUCAUGUCUAUAUUGAGAAUCUACUUAAUUCCCAUACAUUCAAAUCGUAUAAAGUUGUUGUUAGCAGGACUAACCUUUAUGGUCCUUAGAGAAUGACUAAAUAAUAAAAAAAACAAUGCAUUUGUGAUGCCCUAAAUUAAUUAUAAAAUGCCACCUCUACUGGUAAACAAAUGUUUUGCUCAUUACUACACGAGCUGGCACUCCACAUAACAAAUUUGAUGUCAUAAUUUUUAAAGUGGCAGUAAAGUCAAAAUGAAACUUUUAUAAAAAAAUUAAAAAAAAAAGAUAAAGUUCCCCUUUACAUUUAUAAAAUGUUCUUCUUUUUCUAGAUGUCCUUUGUUGAAGAGUAAACUUCAUAGGAGCUCAGGAGUGUGCACGUCUUAAGCACUCUAUGGCAGCAGUCUUUGCUAAAAUAUUUGUAGCAAUGCUAUACAUUGUUGCACAUUCUGCUGCUAUAAAGGGAUAAAAGACACAUGCACAUUUUUUUUAGCCUACCUAUGUUUACUUUUCAUUAAAAGAUACCAAGAGAACGCAACAGAUUUAAUAAUAGAGGUAUGUUGGAAGGUACUUUAAAAUUGCAGGCUAUGAUAUGAUAUGUGAAUCAUAAAAGUUUAAUGUUGACUGUCAAUUUAGUAAAGUCAGAUUUUACUUUAUGGGAUACUUUAGUGAAUCUCCUCCUUUUUUUAACUUUUGUACAGCUGCUCAAUAAAAGGUUAAAAGUUCAGCAAAAGAAGCUCAUGGAAAAUUAAUACUAACUGCAAAUGAAUGGAGGUCAUUGGCUAGUCCCUGUUUUGUAUGGAUUAAAGGCCACCUAUUGUUAGCAUAUAGAAACGUCAAAAAUAUCAGUACCCCCUAAUACAGCUAACUAACUGCAGUCCUCCGGGUACACUGACAGGCCAGGAAUAAUCAGUUGAUCUUUAACCAUUGUUAUUAACCUGCUAUCAUCCAAGAUAAUCCUGAACAUCUGGCCUGUUAGGGUAACCUUGAGGUCUAGAAUUGAAACCCUGUCCUAAUGACGCAGAGGCACGCCAUAUCCGUCUCAGAAACAUAAUUAUGUUAGCUCUUCAUCAGAAAAUUAAAAAACAAAAACAAAGCAUAGGCAAAUGUUUAAAAAAUACUGUAAAUAGAUACGUCUUUUUAUACAGCAUUUGUACUACAUUGUCCUGUAGCUAUCCAAUCUAGAAUUCUUAGUAUUUAAUCACAAAUUCCUAGCACUUGAUCUUCAAAAUUGCUGCUGAAAUAGUUAUAUUUUUAGUGGUACCAUUUUUUUUAUUAAUGUAUUUUCAACUCUGAUAGGUUAAACUGUAAGCCUUGAAUGGCAGCUGAGCUAUUGGCCUAUUUAUUACGAGACAGCAUUUUAGAAUUAAUAUAAAAAGUAAUGAGUUGUGUUCUGUCUCUUUAAAUGUUUUCCUGAGUUGCUUUAUAUUUUAUUUAUGACUAUUUUAUUGUAUUUUUCAUUGUUUGUAUAUAGUUUACCAAAUGUGUCUAUAAAAAAGGAAUUCUAAAUGUUAAAAUAAAGCUUCCGGCAUUUUGCGGGAAAUGUACAGUA
This is a messenger RNA of Bombina bombina (fire-bellied toad), 3384 nucleotides long. Its product is annotated as D(4) dopamine receptor. The transcript has 3 exons. The record is from RefSeq and is a predicted model, not a curated record. Bases 169 to 1491 code for a protein of 440 amino acids. Gene Ontology annotation, cellular component: membrane. Gene Ontology annotation, biological process: G protein-coupled receptor signaling pathway. NCBI's taxonomy places the organism in Eukaryota, Metazoa, Chordata, Amphibia, Anura, Bombinatoridae. Gene Ontology annotation, molecular function: G protein-coupled receptor activity.